Anguilla anguilla (European eel) is the source of this 6884-nucleotide messenger RNA. It is a transcript of the gene gse1, whose product is annotated as Gse1 coiled-coil protein. NCBI's taxonomy places the organism in Eukaryota, Metazoa, Chordata, Actinopteri, Anguilliformes, Anguillidae. The coding region runs from base 440 to 6703 and encodes 2087 amino acids. The record is from RefSeq and is a predicted model, not a curated record. The transcript has 17 exons.
AUUGAUCCAGUGAAUUGGAGAUGGCGCUGUCUACAGCGUGAGCAGAGUUAGCAGCCAAAGUUUGGAGAACACAGGAAAGUUCGCUGGAGUAGAGGCGUCUAGCGAUUCAACCAAGAGUUUUUCUUCACAUCAAUGCCAGCCGGACAGCGCCGAGCAGGCUGUGGGAGACGCUAUGUAACGCAACAUUUGUUGUCAUGAAUUAAUAGUGUUUCAGGAUUAACUGCGUUUUUUGGGGUACUUUGACUGCAAGGAUUCAUUACCGACGCUUGUGCUGUAGCGCUUUCAGCAGGGUACGUGGGAUUCAGCCGUAUUUAUCACUGUAAGUAAAUGCGAUGCACAACUCAGUGGGACCGUAUUACACAAUUAGAUGAUCAAGGCGUGUUUGUUUUCGUGAGAAUGAACUACCGAAGGGGACAUCACACAGGAUAUUUAUAAAACAAUGAACGACCCCCGCGACAAGGACUUGACACCGAUUUCUAGGAAGCACCGACUCAUGGCUGCAGUUCUACCGGGGGAAGAGAGUGCAUUGCCCGGGAACGGCUCAAGACUUGACAGAAACGGGAUAGGACUGAUCUACUGUUUUAUUUGCGGAGGUAGUGUUACGACCGGGAAAGAACUGAAAUUGCAAGUGAAGUACCAAAGAGAAAGCGGUCCGUUUUUCCCGUUUCUGCAACACCAGGAGCCAGCCCCUGGGGCUGACGGAGUUUCCCUAGAUGGAUGUGUGCUGGCGUGCGCUGUGUGCCACUGUUUUCUCGGUGAGCAGUGGAACUCAUUCGAGAGAUCCAGGACACCGAUAGAAAAACGCAUGUACUGGUUGAAAAGGCCGUAUCAGUGUGACUCUCGGCGAAUACCCCAAGAGUGGAACAUUUCCUAUGAUCUGGAGCGGAGGAUAAGUGUCAGCAGUCAGAAUUUUGACGCACCUGAAUCCGAUUUUUCGUCCUUUUCCGAAAAUGACAUGUCGGACCAAGAGAUAGAUUCAACGGAAAGACCCGGGACGACCAAGGAAAAGUGUUUUAAAAUAUCCGCAAAUAGCAAAACUUCCAAAGAAGGUACCAGAAAAAGCAACGAUGUGAGUAUAAAAAGCAGUCCCGAUUCUCAGCGGGGAAUCCGGUACACUGUCGGUGGCUAUGUUGCACAAGACGCACAGAAAUCGGAAAGUACUUUGCCGCUUAGGCGUUCUGCUCAAAUUAUGAAUCAUGUGUCUCAAUCCUCGGUGUCUCUGGCUCAGUUCCAGGAGUUCCUGCCACAGCGCUGUUAUGACACUCCUUCUGUCGCGACACCUGUGCAAGACAACGGAAUCAUUAUACGCAACAAGCAGUGGCUACCGGAGGAGAAUGUCAAACAUCCAGACCCGCGCCAGCACACUGCCGACAGCAGCUGUAACUCCAGGCAUCCUCUGGUUCUGUUACGCAAACGUCAUAAAGCAGCAGAUGUUGCUGGUGCUGCCGCUGCGCUGUCACCGACUGGCGCCCAGGGCGCUUCCGACGCGCGCGUCCCAAAGGAAAGUGACCCCUGCAAGUCAAGUGACGGCGCUAACCACGCCCGCGAUUCGGACUCCGACGACAAUGAAAUAAAUAUAACAAGUGACGACGACAGAGACCCGCCUGAGCCUGGCGGCGGGAGAGAGCGAGCAGUGGCGCUGAUCAGGCAGCAAAGGGAGUCGGGAAGUGUAAUCGCGAAGCCCCAGAGCCGCAGUGCUGUGGAGGAGCGCGUGUGCUACAUCUGUGGAAGCGCGCUGUCCCAGACAAACCAGUUCAGAGUGUAUGUGCAGAAACAGGAGAGGACCGUUAAUGAGCCUUUUUUCCCCUUCCUGUGGCUGCACAGCCCUCCUCCUGGGGCCCUGCCCUUGAGCCCCGGAGGGUGCACCCUGGUCUGUGCCUGCUGCCACUCCUCCCUCAUGCAGCAGUGGCAGGGCUUCGAGCUGGCCAGCGUGCCCGUGCUCCAGCGCCUCUACGUCGUCCCCCUCAACACGGGAGCCGGGGUCCAGCAGUCCCAUCCUCGGGAGAGCCGCAAACCCGAACCGGAGCCGGAGCCUGAGCCCGCCAGGGAGGCCUGCUUCCUCUGCGGGCAGGACUGCAGCAAGGACGUCAAAGUGGCCUACGCCAAGGCGGGGCCGGGCAAGGCCCGCGGCGCCAUGCACUUCCCCUUCAUCAACCUCCUCCCCUGCCCGCCCAACGCCAGGGGCGUGAGGAACGGGAAGGUGCACUGCUGCAGGACGUGCCACGGCGUCCUGGACGACAUCUGGGCGGCCUACAGGCUGUGCAUGAGCGAGGAGCUCAUCACCUCCGUCAACACCUUCCUGGCCCGGUACCACCAGGCCGUGGGCGGCGGGGGGUCGGCCUAUCAGAGCGGCUGCCUGAGCCUGCCCUCCGCCCACCCGGGCCACACCUCCGUGUGCUACCUGUGUGGGGCCGAGCUGGGCGCCGGCGUGGAGUUCCAGCUGAACGUCAACCCCCCCGGCCGCUGCGGCGAGGGGGAGCCCUUCUUCCCCUUCCUGACCGUGCACCCGCCGGCCCCGCGGGCCAAGCCGGCCGACUCCACGGGCCUGGUGUCCACCUGCGUGCUGUGCUACCACGACCUGCUGGGCCAGUGGGCCCAGCACGAGAGCCGGGGCGGCCAGCCGGCCAGCAGCCCCUGGGCCCGGCAGUACAGCUGCGACACCUUCGUCUGCUUCUUCUGCCGCCAGGAGAAGCGGCGCUGCCUGGGCCUGAAGAUGGUGCACGUGGCCCGGCUGCCCGUCUUCCUCUACGCGCCCCGGGUCAGCCACACUCUGGUGGUGGAUGACGGGAAGAAGCUGACCAUCGCGUCCUGUGUGGAAUGUAAAGCCAUGGUCCUGGCCGGGCAGAACAUGAAGCAGAACCACCUGAAGGACGGCAACCCCUCCCCCAGCAAACACAAGAGUUCCUCGUCUUUGGCGGAGGUCGCGGCUGGGAGCAGUAAAGCCGGGGAGUCGGACCUCCACGCCGCAGCGGUGGGAGAAGCCUCUGAAGGAGGCGCAGCGCGGGAGCAGGGAGUCAGCGUCACCCCUUCUCUCCCCUCCGCCCCGGAGCCGGACGGUGUGGGCCACCCGCCUUCCAGCAUGAGCCAUGAGGCAAAGUCACCUUCCCUAGGCAUGAUCUCCACAGCCAGUCGGACCACCGCCACGGUCAGCCCCCUCACGCCGUCGCCCCUCAACGGCUCCAUCGUGCCCAAUGGCAGCCCGGCCGCCAACAGCAGCCUGCCAGUCCAGUCCGCCCACUCGGGCUUCGCCGCCGCCCUGCGCAAGCUCGCCAAACAGGCCGAGGAGCCUCGAGGGUCGUCCAUAAGCAGUGAGUCUUCUCCGGUCUCGUCCCCGGCCACCAAUCACAGCUCCCCCGUCAGCACGCCCAAGCGGGGCCCCAUGGGCCCCAUCAUCGUGCCGCCCGGGGGCCACAGCGUGCCAAGCACCCCGCCCGUCGUCACCAUCGCCCCCACCAAGACCGUCAACGGGCUGUGGAGGAGCGACAGCCGACAGGCUGAAUCAGGCCCUCGCGGGGCCAGCCGGGACCGUCUGGGCGCCGAGCCCGCCCUGCCCCAGGAGAAGGGGGGCCCCCCAGUGCCCGCGCACCUCAUCGGUAAUCCCUACGCCUUCGGCCUGACCCCCAGCUCGGUGAUGCAGGACUCCCGCUUCCAGCCUCUCAACCUGCCUCGACAGAUGGCUCACGUGGUGCCCCCUGCUGGUGUCCCAGAGGAGUACCUGCGCAGUUUCAGGCCCUACGCCACAGCCGAAGACCUGCGCAUGCCGUCGCUGCCCCUGGGCCUGGACCCUGCAGCUGCUGCGGCCGCCGCCGCCUACUACCACCCGGGCUACCUGCCCCACCCCUCCUUCCCCGCCUACAGGAUGGACGACUCCUUCUGCCUGUCUGCCCUGAGGUCACCCUUCUACCAGCUGCCCACGGGCGCUCUCCCGCCCCUGCACCCCUCCGCCGUGCACAUGCACCUGCCCGGCGUGCGCUACCCCGGAGACCUGUCCCACUCCUCCCUGUCCGAGAGGCUUCAGAUGGAGGACGAGCUCCGGCAGCGAGAGAGGGAGCGCGAGAGGGAGCGGGAGCGAGAGAGGGAGCGGGAGAAAGAGAGGGAGCGCGAGGCCGAGCGGGAGAAGGAGCGCGAGAGGGAGAGGGAGCGCGAGCGGGAGAGGGAGAAGGAGCUGGAGCGCGAGCGCGAGAGGGAGCGGGAGAAGGAGCGGGAGCGGGAGCGCGAGGCGGAGCGGCAGAAGGAGCGCGCCCGGGAGAAGGAGCUGCAGGCCUCCAAGGCCAUGGAGAGCCACUACCUGGCCGAGCUGCAGGCGCUGAGGAGCCAGGCGGAGGAGCGCGCCAAGCCCGGGGAGCGGCUGACGCCCAACAGGCCCGACAAAACCAAAGAGCCCGCCCUCCCAGCGCCGAAGCCCAUCCAGCCCGGCCUGCACCCGUCCAUGAACGCGGCCCACCACGGCGUGCCGGGCCUCAUCUCCGCCCACGCGGCGUACCUGGGGCCGGGCGGCCCGGUGCCGGGCCCUCUGGCGGCGGCCAUGAUGCUGCAGCGCACCAACGAGGAGGAGCGCUGGCUGGCUCGGCAGAGGAAGCUGCGCCAGGAGAAGGAGGACCGGCAGUACCAGGUGUCUGAGUUCCGCCAGCAGGUUCUGGAGCAGCACCUGGACCUGGGGCGGCCCGGGGAAGGGGCCGACCCGCGGACAGAGGCGCACAGGCUGAUUUCGAACCACCACGAAUCGGGCGGCCGGGACAUCCUGCCGCACCUGGGAGCCCCGCCCCCUCUCAUCUCGCCCAAGCCCCAGCACCGGGACCACCUCCCGCCGCCGCCCACCACGCUGUGGAACCCCGCCUCCCUCAUCGACACCGCGUCCGAUUCGCGGCGCGGCCACGAGCCGCCGGGCCCCGCCCACUUCGACCUGAGCCGGGCAGGCCUGGCCCUGGGCAAGCCCGAGCGCCACUUUGCCCCCGACAAGCUGGAGGAGGGGGGCAAGAGGAAGGAGGGCCCCGAAAAGUACCCCUCCCUCAGGCCCUCCGGCUUCCUGGAGCCCAGCACUUUCCUGGCCGAGCUGGAGAAGUCCACGCAGUCCAUUCUCAGCCAGCAGAGGGCGUCGCUGUCCCUGCCCAGCCAGUACGGAGACCUGGGCGGCGCACCCCACAAGGUCAGCCUGCCCUACAGGGGCCUGGCGGGCCCCGUGCGAGGGGGCCCCGACCCCGCCCUGGUUUACGACGAGUUCCUGCAGCAGCACCGGCGGCUGGUCAGCAAGCUGGACCUGGAGGAGAAGAGGAGGAGGGAGGCGCGGGAGAAAGGCUACUACUACGACCUGGACGACUCGUACGACGAGAGCGACGAGGAGGAGGUGCGGGCCCACCUGCGGCGCGUGGCCGAGCAGCCCCCCCUCAAGCUGGACGACUCCUCGGAGAAGGUGGACUUCCUGCGCACGUUCGGACUGACCACCCGCGCCCAGCGGGACGAGCUGCUGCAGCAGAAGAGGAGGAAGAGGAGGAGGAUGCUGAGGGAGCGCAGCCCCUCCCCCCCGGCCGUGCAGAGCAAGCGGCAGACCCCGCCCCCGCCGCCGCUCAGCACCCGCUACACGGCGGAGCAGAUGAACAGCGCCCCCGAGCUGGAGGACAAGAAGCGCUUCCUCACCAUGUUCAGCCUGUCCCACGUGGACAUCCAGCAGAGGAAGGACAAUGAGAAAGUGGUAGAGCUGCUGCAGGCGAUCAAACAGAAGAGUGUGACUCUGGACUCCAUCAGACACGCCCCUCAGCCCCUCUGUAAGAGUCCCUCUGCCCCGCUCUCUGCAGACCCCGCCCCGGGGCCCGCGUGCGUCGACUCGGACCGGCCGCCCGCCGCCCGGCCGCCCAGCCCCGCCCCCUCCGAGCCCCCGCGGCCCGCCGAGCCGUCGGCCCGCCCGGAGCAGCCCGCGCCCCCCCCCGCCGAAACGCAGAGACCAAAGGACCCCCCGCUGGCCCCGUUCCCCGAGAAGGCCCGGCCGAGCGAGGGUCACCCCGCCAAGAGGAGCCCCAGCCUGCUGAACAGCAUGCGGCCCCCGCCCACCCCGAAGGACGGCCCCCACAGCCUCAACGGCAAGACCAAGCCCUGGGAGAGCUUCACCGCGGAGGAGUUCGCCCAGCAGUUCCACGAGUCUGUGCUGCAGUCCACCCAGAAGGCCCUGCAGAAGCACAAAGGCGUUACCACGGGGAUGACGGAGCCCAAUCACAAGCUGGACUCCUCGGUGCACUACAACAUUCCGGAGCUGCAGGGGCCGGCCAGCAGACCCGCCCAGCCCAACGGGCAGCACUGCCCCCCGCCGGCCCACCGAGACCCCCACCGGGACCCCCCCGGGGCCCGCCACGAGCUGUCGGCCGAGGAGGACUCCGACGAGGAGGACGAGGACGAGGAAGACGAGGCUCCCGCUCCCAGGUGGCGCGGGAUCGAAGGCGUCUUCGAGGCCUAUCAGGAGUACAUGGACGAGCAAAGCAUAGAGCGUCAGGUGCUGCAGAGCCAGUGCAGGAGACUGGAGGCGCAUCACUUCAACCUGAGCCUGACCGCCGAGCAGCUUUCUCACAACAUGGGGGAGCUGAUGGCCCAGAAGCAGAAGCUGGCGUCGGAGCGGGAGAAGCUGCAGGCCGAGCUGGACCACUUCCGAAAGUGCCUCGCUCUGCCCCAGCUGCACUGGUCGCGCGGCUACUUCAAGGGCUACCCCCCGAGGUGACGUCCCUGAAGCACCGCCCUGCCCCGCCCCCCAGCCCAAGCCCCGCCCCCAACGUAGCAGACAGAGUCUAUUUUGUUACCUGGCUUAUUUAAGAAAAGGACAAAAAAAAUAUGUUUGGAGACGAGGACGGAAGGAAGCUGCAGCCAGCCCAGGAUGUGCCAUGGGUGGGGCGGGUCGUUAG